AUGGAUCCAGUUUGGGGCGCCUCCCGCAAGUCAACUCGUGUGCAAGGCGACAUCAUUGCGCCAGGAAGCGGUGGAUCAAAACUAGUUCAAUUGCAACGACAGAGCUCAGGCAUCGGAUCUGGACUCCCGACACUUUCAACAAACUCUCUCUCUUCGAUCUCCUCGGGCCCUCUCAGCAGCAGCAGUCUCAACAGUCAUAGCGCCAACCUUCAUGGAUCUGGCAUAACUCAACCAGGACUGUCGGCAUUCCUGACUGGACCUAGCGCCCUGGAUUCUCUAGAACUUAACAGCCACAGUAAUACUAGCGGCACUGGCAGCAGAAUCAAUAGCGAUUAUGGCAUUACGGGUUCAGGAGGACUUGGAUCGAGAAACGCCCUGCUCUCGGGAGGAAUUGGGUCUGCAGGGGUAUCUGGAUAUAUCGGAUCAACUGGAGGCGGCGGUGGCACUGCAAGUGGCGGCGGCGGAGCUGGAGGAGUAGGACAGGCAUCAGCUCAUACGGCAGGAUCGUCCCUCAAUUCCGGAAACGGAUCGAGUGUGGUGGCCUCGUCUGAGAUCCACCCCUUGCACUUCAACUGGGUCUUUUGGUUCAUGCACCGUCCACCUGGCAGCAAAAUCGUGAACUAUGAGAGUGCCAUGAAAAAGAUUGCCACCUUUGGCUCGGUUGAGGACUUUUGGGCUGUAUACUCGCAUCUCCGUCGACCACACGAGCUGCCGAAUGUGAGCGACUACCAUAUGUUCAGACAGGGAGUCCGGCCUGUAUGGGAGGAUGCAGCCAACAUUAACGGUGGCAAAUGGAUCGUGCGACUCAAGAAGGGCUUGGCCAGUCGGUAUUGGGAGAAUUUGAUCAUGGCUGUCAUAGGAGAUCAGUUCGAUGUGGGAUCGGAGAUUUGCGGCAUUGUAUUGUCGAUCCGCGGCGCAGAGGAUAUUCUGUCGAUAUGGAACCAGUCAUCCCAGGGCGGUCGCACCAAUCUGAAGAUCAGGGAUACCAUGAAGAGAGUGCUGAGCUUGCCUGCUGAUACCAUUAUGGAAUACAAGACCCACAACGACGCCUUGAAGGAUAACAGCAGCUUCAGGAACACGGAUGUCUUCAGGUGA
Linnemannia hyalina is the source of this 1095-nucleotide messenger RNA. Lineage: Eukaryota; Fungi; Mortierellomycota; Mortierellomycetes; Mortierellales; Mortierellaceae. The record is from the annotation of a GenBank genome assembly.